Messenger RNA from Eurytemora carolleeae, 1077 nucleotides. Its product is annotated as blue-sensitive opsin. Gene Ontology annotation, biological process: G protein-coupled receptor signaling pathway. The record is from RefSeq and is a predicted model, not a curated record. Lineage: Eukaryota; Metazoa; Arthropoda; Copepoda; Calanoida; Temoridae. Gene Ontology annotation, cellular component: membrane. Gene Ontology annotation, molecular function: G protein-coupled receptor activity.
UAAGACAGUAUACUUCUAGGAUAUAACACAGGAUACUUCUAGGAUAUAACACAGGAUACUUCUAGGAUACAACACAGGAUACUUCUAGGAUAUAACACAGGAUACUUCUAGGUUACAACACAGGAUACUUUUAGGAUAUAACACAGGAUACUUCUAGGAUAUAACACAGGAUACUUCUAGGAUAUAACAUAUUAUUUUUCCAGGAUUCCUUCUAACACUAUUUGGUAUGGUUUCAAUUAAUAUACUCACAGCUGUUUCUAUUUACCGUUGGGCUAUAGUUCAUUUCGAGGGUCAUUGGAACAUGGCUUUGUUUGCCAAGGGUCUGGGGGUAUUGAGCUGGGUUUGGGGGGUGGCACUGGCUCUGCCCCCCCUCUUGGGCUGGGGGAAGUAUGUACCAGAAUCCAAUGGGAUGAGUUGUGCUCCGUCGUGGACCGAUCCUCAGUAUAAUAGUUACAAUUAUUAUCUCUUCAUUGGAGGGUUCAUCAUUCAUCUCCUUAUUAUCCUCUACACCUCAUGCUCUGCUAUUCUCAAGAUCAGAAAGGUUAGAAUUCAUUGUAUUCAUCUCCUUAUUAUCCUCUACACCUCAUACUUUGCUAUUCUCAAGAUCAGAAAGGUUAGAAUUCAUUGUAUUCAUCUCCUUAUUAUCCUCUACACCUCAUGCUUUGCUAUUCUCAAGAUCAGAAAGGUUAGAAUUCAUUGCAUUCAUCUCCUUAUUAUCCUCUACACCUCAUACUUUGCUAUUCUCAAGAUCAGAAAGGUUAGAAUUGAUUGUAUUUAUCUCUUUAUUAUCAUCUACACGUCAGGCUUUGCUAUUCUCAAGAUCAGAAAGGUUGUUGUGAUGAUCACUGUAUUUGUGUUCUGUUGGUCUCCCUACGCUGCUCUAUCAGCUGGAUCACUUCUGGGUUACAGUAAGUCUAUCCCUGUUCCUGUAACUGUGUUUCCCCUGCAGAUGGCUAAAUCAUCAACACUCUGGAAUCCUUUAAUAUUCUUCAUACUCAACCCUACAUUUCGUAAAUCCGCCUUGGAUGAACUGCCGGAGUUUCUCAGAAAAAAACUUAUGAAAAGAGAGGAAUCAAG